UAGGCAAAAUGCGUGGAACACUUGCGGUUGCUGUGGCGACGCGGUGAGUCGUGAAAAUAAAACAGGCAUGAGAUGACAUCUUUUAUCCUUGAGCAAUGUCCAGCGUCCCCUCUCUACUCAGCAUGCUUCACUCUCAGAGCGUCCAAAUCCUGUGUCUCACAGCGUCCAGCGGUGUCCCACUCUUCUCCCGCGGCUCCACUAAGCAGCUGCCCUUCUCCGUCAUUGGCUCCCUGAACGGCGUGCACAUGUUUGGGACAGGUCACGAUGCAACUCUGUCAUGCUCUGAGACUGAACGGGGUGGGCGUGUUAUCUGGAGAGUUUUCCACGACAGCCUGAUGCUCAUCGGCGUCAGCGGCAACUCUAACAUCAGCGAGCUGCACUUGCGCCGAUUGCUGGAGAACGUCUGGAACUGCAUGGUGCUCGUGCUGGGCCUGGACGAGCUGGCGAACGCGCGGAAUGUCGAGCGGCUCAAGAGAGAACUGCGGUCUUGCUAUCAGUUAAUUGACAUGCUGCUUGAGCGUGGCAUGGACGAUCGUGAUCGCGAUCUGGGCCUCAUGGGAGAUCUGACACACUGCACUGACUGUAUCCUGCUCCCUCAACCCGACCUCCUUCAGGAGACGCUGGAAUCCUUUACCAAGGCUGCCGAGAGCGAGUUCGGGUGUUUGCUCAUUUGUGGUAAACUUGCUGUAGCAACUGAGAAAUGGUGGCGUCUCGCUCCUCAAGAGCUGGUCCUUCUUUCUGCACUCGCAAAUUUGCCCCCUGGGAAGACCUCAUGUGACUAUCCUGUCUUUUUACCUCAAGGUAGCCCUAAUGUCGCGCUCAGGCUGCUGUGCUUCCAGCUGCUCCCUAGUGCCACGGCUUGUGUCCUGUGUGGCCCCAGACCAUCUCUGUAUCAGCUUGAGAGUGAGCAGGUUAGACGGUUUUGGUCUCCUAUAGUAGAGAACCUGCGAUCCUGCUUGGACCAAGCUGCACGCUCAGCUCUGUCUCCUUCCGUCAAACUGCGGCAGGACGUCCUAGGUCUUCUCCUGAUCAACCGCGAGUCACGUAGAUCGGUAUCGUCUCUCGGCUACGCCUGCUCAAAAGCCACGCCUCCUCUGUCAAUAACUCGUUGCUGGGAGCUUCUGCGUCACUUUUACAUGUUUGCGGUGACGCACUAUUUUACCUCUGAGGAACCCCCGUGCUCAGGGGGUCCAGCUCCAGAGCUGCUGCACGAAGAGUUUUGCGCAGGGUUCACACACUUUCCCGUGCACUGCUACCUCGUGAAUAAUGAAUGUAAAUGCUACGCUGUGCAGACGCCUCAGCACCAGCUCUUCCUCCUCAUCGAUCUCUCCGCGCCCACGUUCGCUUUGCGUUCCGUCGCCACACACACUCUGGAUGCCAUCAUCACGGCGACAGGCUUUUAAGGGGAUAACCCUGAAGUCUUGACAUUUGGCCAAAGGAAAUCCCAAAACUAAACAAAUAAUAAUGUGCAUGGCUGAUCAUAUGUAUUUCAAAUAGAAAAAUCAGGAAUAUCAUGUAAAUGCAAACUUUUUUUUUUUCAUAAAAUUGUCACCAACAAUAGUUGCAAAUGACUUUGUAUUCGUUACCACAUAGGGUAUAGCUGUUUUUCUUAAUUAUACCUACGAUAAAAAAAUAUAUAAAUAAAAAAUUAAAAAUAAUCAAUGCUUUAAUUUUAACUUUUAAUUUUACACAACCCCAAACCGACAUUAGGUAAAGAAUGUAUUUCCCGAAUCUACAUCAUAUAUUGUAGGAUGUCCUGAACUUUUAUUUUCUAUAGUCUAAAAUUGUACAUAUUGCUCAAACAGUGAAAUUCCAACCUCAAAAUCUGAGCUUUGUAGCCAAGAAUGUAAUCAGCAGUAUUUAGCGGUAUCGAUUACCAUCAAAGAUGAUUUGUAGAAUUUUACUGUUCUCAGCUUUAGUGUUGUUAUCGAUCGCGCCCAAUUGUCUGCCUCCUUAAACUCUGUCUUUCACACAUCAACAGUGUGCUGAGUCUAGAUAAUAUUAAAUGUUUCCUGUAUCAAGAAGUUCAGCUUUGAUGUGUGUUAGACACUUUAACAGGAAGCAGCUGUUCAUGUGGAAAUCUGUAAAAAAUGGGGAAGACAUGAUGAGUAAAAAAGCAAAUAUAAUGUACUGUGUCUCUUGUUGUACAGCCUGAAAUGAGCAGUAAGGAUGAGCACCAAGGAUGUUCCUUAAUUCACCGCGUUCCUGACCAGAAUAACGUUCUUUCUAACUGAAAAUAAAGGAAUGAACGUACACAUGAGGGGCGUUACGGUAAGAAACAAUCAUGGUUUAGUUAAAUAAUGAACCAAUAACCUCCAAUAACGAACUGGAAUCCAUAUUAACUUGAACACAUCUCUUGUUAUACUGAACUUCCAGUCUCACAUAGUCUGUUCCAGAUGAAUCCCUGCUAUCUGUUUUCACCCAAAUGAGGAUGCUGAGUCUGGUUCCUCUCAAGGUUUCUUCCUAUUGCCAUCUCAGGGAGUUUUUUCUUGCCGCUGUUGCCGUUGUCCUCGGCUUGCUCAUCAGGCACAAUCUUUUGAAUUUUUUAUUCUUUUGAUUGUGGAAAGCUGCUUUGCGACAAUGUCAGUUGUUAAAAGCGCCAUACAAAUAAAUUAAAUUAAAUUAGUUAUGGUUAGUUAAAGCUAGACUUAUUAUUCGGAUAAUGACGCAAACCGAUCAAACAUCUUGUAUGAAUUUAAAUAUGCAUGCUGUUACACCCCUAAUCCACCCGUAAUGAUGUUUACGUCAUUACAGGUGGUUUACAUAUGUGCAUUAUACAUUACUUAUACGAUACUUUAACAACAUUUUUUGUUCAAAUAACUCCCACUCACUUUUUCAAGGCCAUUUUGUGUAAUUACUAGAGACAGAUCUGUGUGAAAAUCCCACAGAAAUAUUUCUGAAAUACUUCUGAAGUAAUCUGGUACCUACAGCCACGUCAGGGUCAAAGACACUGACAUCAUGCCCCUUCCCCCCCCUUUUUUUUAUAUUUGUUAUGAAGCUCUGGGCUUGUAUGUGAUUGGUUUAUCUAUUUAUGUUUGGCUGUCAAUGGAGACUCUUUCCAAAAACAACAACAAAAAAAAGUGAACAAUUUCGGACAGAAAUGAAACUUCACUUAUCAGUGAUUUCACACUUCUAUUUUUUUUCUCGUGUGGACAUUGUGCAAAUUGUCAGAACUGCUUUUGUAGAAAAUAAAAAAACCUUAAAAA
Clarias gariepinus (North African catfish) is the source of this 3206-nucleotide messenger RNA. RefSeq names its product fuzzy planar cell polarity protein (gene fuz). NCBI's taxonomy places the organism in Eukaryota, Metazoa, Chordata, Actinopteri, Siluriformes, Clariidae. The record is from RefSeq and is a predicted model, not a curated record. The transcript is spliced from 2 exons. Gene Ontology annotation, biological process: vesicle-mediated transport; non-motile cilium assembly. Bases 96 to 1403 code for a protein of 435 amino acids.